AUGACCCGCGAACCAAAUCCCAACAGCGACCACCCCCCGGACGCCCCCGUGUACCCAACCCAGCCUGUCUCUGUUAUCCUUCCCAACCCAUCAGACCUCAAGCCAAUUUACACAGAGAACCUCAUCCUCCGCCCAUUCAACCUAGACUCCGAGACAGCGGUAAACUCCGACGCAGCAAAGCUCUUCCUCUUCCGCUCAAAACCCGAUGUCGCGGCCUGGCUCCGCUUCAAAACUCCAGACACCACCAUUUACGAAACAAUCUCCUGGAUGAAAGCCAAAAUAUUCAGCACACCGGAUGCCAGCGGCGCCGUAAAUAGCCGGCAUUUCUUCUUCAGCAUCGUGCCCAAAUCCUCACCGGAUACCAUCAUCGGCUCGGUGGGGGUUAACUCACUCUACCCUGCUCCAUCCGUUGGGUAUGCGCUGCAUCCGGACUUCUGGGGGAAGGGGUAUGCGACGGAGGCUGUGAGAGGUGUUGUUGAGGCGUGGUGGGGAUUACCCAGGGUUCCUGUUGAAGAUAGUGAGAACGGAAACUGGGAAGAGAGGAUAUUUGCCGCAACACAGCGGGAGAAUAUUGGGAGUUACAAGGUGCUCAGUAAAGUAGGGUUCGAGGUGUAUGAGUUUACGGAGUACGAGGGGAAGAAUAUUGCUUUUAUGUGUCUUAGUAGGAAGGGUUCCUAG
Molecule: messenger RNA, 678 nt
Organism: Aspergillus versicolor CBS 583.65
Lineage: Eukaryota; Fungi; Ascomycota; Eurotiomycetes; Eurotiales; Aspergillaceae
Product: GNAT family N-acetyltransferase
Exons: 2
Coding region: 1-678 (225 amino acids)
Molecular function (GO): acyltransferase activity, transferring groups other than amino-acyl groups
Source: RefSeq, a predicted model, not a curated record